CAAUUCAAUCCCCUGUUUCCCCUAUAUUUCCACCAUGGCAGAACCUGUAGUAGAGGGAGCCGCCAGGCUUAACACGCAGCAUAUCAUCAAGAUGUCGCCUCCCCUUGACUUCUCCAUUCCCUACGACGUAGCCUGGGUCAAAGACCGCGUGAUUCUGAUCACGGGCGGCGCGUCCGGCUUCGGUGCUGCCUUCGUACGCAAAUGGGCCACCAACGGCGCAACCGUCAUCAUGGGCGACAUCAACACCGACGGCGGCAGUAAGCUCGCGGCCGAAGUCAACUCCUCCGUCGGCCGCACAGCAGUCUACUUCAUUCACGCCAACGUGCUCGACUGGCAGUCCAUGGUCUCGUUCUUCAAGAAGGCCGUCGAACUCUCCCCAACAGGCGGCAUCGACACCGUUGUGGCAAACGCCGGCAUUGCGAACGUCGACCCCUUGCUCACCCCUAAAAACCUAGACGCUGCGGAGCCUCCCCCACCAGAUCUCCGCAUUGCCCAGAUCAACUACUUUGGCGUGCUGUACACCGUCCACUUGGCCCUAUUCUGGCUCCCGCGCAACCCGACCUCGAACCGCCACGUUGACCUUACCACACACCCAACGACUCGCGGACCUCGUGAUCGCCACAUCUUGUUGCUGGGUAGCAUGGCAAGCAUCGGUCCUCUUGCGCCACAGCCGCAGUACACGUCUUCCAAGCAUGCUGUCCUCGGUCUCUUCCGCGCGCUGCGCUCAACGUGCUUUGUCUCCGGCAUCCGGAUCAAUAUGGUGUGCCCGUACUUCAUCGACACACCCAUCGUGCCUGUAGCCGGCCGCAUUGCCUUGGCAGGUGGCGCCACUGGAAAAGUCGAAGAUGUCGUCGACGCUGCCUCGCGGUUCGUCAGUGACCCACGGGUUGUCGGACGUGCGAUUGUCGUUGGUCCGAAGGUCAAGUUGCAGCAGAACGAGACUACUGGAGAGUUUCAACUAGUGCAGAAGGGUGCUGGGAAGGACAUUCCUGAACAAGCGCUGUGGGAGGCGUAUGCGGACGACUGGGAGGAUACGGAGCUGAUGAGCAAGAACUUUUUGGAGAUCCUGCAUGCGAUUGAGAAGGUUAGAGGCUGGGGCGGAUGGGCAUACGAUAUCGUGAUGGCUUUACGUUACGGGGUACGGCAGGCAAUAUAUGGGAAGGGGAAAUAAG
Pseudovirgaria hyperparasitica is the source of this 1172-nucleotide messenger RNA. Its product is annotated as NAD(P)-binding protein. NCBI's taxonomy places the organism in Eukaryota, Fungi, Ascomycota, Dothideomycetes, Acrospermales, Acrospermaceae. The transcript has a single exon. The record is from RefSeq and is a predicted model, not a curated record. The coding region runs from base 35 to 1171 and encodes 378 amino acids. Gene Ontology annotation, molecular function: oxidoreductase activity.